AUGAGCUAAGAAAAUAAAAGAAAAGAGAUUAUCUUAAAUAAUAUUCUAUAUUUAGCUUAAAAAGACUCAAACACAAAAUAAAGCUAAAGAAAUGUUCUCAAUAAAUGGUUUUAAGACGCUGUUAAGAGCUAUAUUAUGGAAUCUGUUGCAUCUCCUUUGAUAGCUGAUUCUUUAAGACUCCAUUCUUCAUUAUAAGUGAAAAACUUUAUAUGUAGUCAAACUAACAAAAAUAAAGUCAAAUACAUGGCAACCAUUGAAUAAUACUUUUAUUUUAUUAACAAAUUUAACUAAAAUGACCUUUUCAUAAAAAAACUAAAAUAAAUUAUUUAUAGCCCCGUAGAUAUUACUCAAUACAAUAACGAAUUAACUUACAACACUUAAAAGCUUGUUAGAAAAUAAUUUGUGUGUUUUUUGAUCUUGAAAUAUUUUGAAAUAUAUGGCUAAUAAGAAUUCGCAUCAUUUUACGAAUUAUGGAACAUCUGCUUUCCUCAAUAAUUACAAACUAAAAAAAAGCUUUCAAAAUAUGAUAAGAAGGUGGAAAAUAAAUAAACAAAAAGGUAAUAUAGAAAAAAAAUCAGUCAAGAUGAUUCAUCUCCCACUUCUUCUAAUAACUUGAGCGAAAAUACUACUCAUUUAGUUGAUUAAGAAUAUUGUUUCUAAAAUUAAGACUCUUUUACUAAAAUGAUAAGUUUAAACGAUCAAGAUAGUUUAAAUUAAUCUUAAACAAAAUUAUCUGAAUAAGAUAGUAGAACCUAUUAAACUGAUUUUAGUUCUUAUAAACAACCCAUUAAUAAUAGAAUAUAUGAAGAAGAAACCCAUGAUAUAGAACCUGUGAGUUAUUUUCUUUAAUUUAAUAACAAUGAUGCUUUAAGUUAAAACUAAGAAGAACUUGCUAAUCAACAGGAUUUAUAAGCAAAUAACUUCAAAUAUCAUGAAAAUUAAUAGUAAUUAACCUAAAUUUACUUAAAAUAAGAAUACGAUUAUUAAUAAAAUUAUGAUAAUAGUAUUUACUUUGAUAAUAAUUAUUAAUAUUAUACUCAUUAACAAUAAAAUAAUAAUGAAUUCAUAAAUUAACUUAAUAAUAAUUAAUAAUGUUAUUAAUUCUAUUAAUAAAUCUGA
Molecule: messenger RNA, 1119 nt
Organism: Tetrahymena thermophila SB210
Lineage: Eukaryota; Ciliophora; Oligohymenophorea; Hymenostomatida; Tetrahymenidae
Exons: 1
Source: RefSeq, a predicted model, not a curated record